Panicum virgatum (switchgrass) is the source of this 2478-nucleotide messenger RNA. RefSeq lists its product as uncharacterized. Bases 109 to 2046 code for a protein of 645 amino acids. NCBI's taxonomy places the organism in Eukaryota, Viridiplantae, Streptophyta, Magnoliopsida, Poales, Poaceae. Gene Ontology annotation, cellular component: membrane. The record is from RefSeq and is a predicted model, not a curated record. The transcript has a single exon.
GCUCGUUAAAUCCAACACCAUCCGCCCGCCUACCCAACCUCAUCGCUCGCCCACACGCGCACACCACCCAACGGACACCAACCAGCAGCCAGCCAGCCUCUCAGCACCAUGGUGUUCGACGCGGGCGCUGGGAGCUCGCCGGCGUCGCCCCUGGCGGCGGCGCCGUCAGGGAACCCGCUGCGCGUGAUCCUGACGCGGGGCUUCGCGCGGCAGGUGCUGGCGGGGCGGUGGUUCACGGUGUUUGCGAGCCUGCUCAUCAUGGCGGCCUCCGGCGCGACCUACAUCUUCGCCUCCUACUCCGGCGCGCUCAAGUCGGCGCUGGGCUACGACCAGCGCGCGCUCAACACCGUCUCCUUCGCCAAGGACCUCGGCGCCAACCUGGGCGUUCUCCCGGGCCUCAUCAACGAGGUCGCCCCGCCCUGGGCCGUGCUCGCCGCCGGCGCCGCCAUGAACCUCGCCGGCUACCUCAUGCUCUACCUCGCCGUCUCCGGCCGCACCGCGCGCCCGCCGCUCGCGCUCCUCUGUCUCUACGUCUUCGCGGGGGCCAACUCGCAGGCCUUCGCCAACACCGGCGCGCUCGUCACCUGCGUCAAGAACUUCCCGGAGAGCCGCGGGGUGGUGAUCGGGAUCCUGAAAGGCUUCGUCGGCCUCAGCGGCGCCGUGUACACGCAGCUCUACCUCGCCUUCUACGGCGGCGACGACCCCGAGUCGCUGAUCCUGCUCAUCGCGUGGCUCCCCGCGGCGGUCUCCGUCGUGUUCGUGCACACCGUCCGGUAUCUGCCGUACCCGCGCCGCCGCGGCGGGGAGGAGACGAGCACGAACCCCUUCUUCUGCUUCCUCUACCUCUCCAUCGCGCUCGCCUGCUUCCUCCUCGUCAUGAUCGUCGUGCAGAGGCAGGUGCCCUUCUCGCGGGAGGCCUACGGCCUCGCCGCCACGCCGCUGCUCAUCCUCCUCCUCAUGCCCCUCGGCGUCGUCGUCAAGCAGGAGUACAAGAUCCACCGCGAGAGGCAGCUCGACGACGCCCUCCGCGCUGCCGGCCCGCCACCCACCAUCACCGUCGUCGCCGCCGCCGACGCAGCAUCCAACGCCGUCCAGAUGUCGUCAUCAUCAUCCAAGAACAAAACAGAGCUGCAGCGGGAGCAACCGGUGGCGCCGCCCACGUCGAGGCCGACCCCGACACCAUCCUCGCCGCCGCCGUCCUGCUUGGGGAGGUUCGGCGGGUGCGUGCGGACCAUGUUCCGGCCGCCGGCGCGCGGCGAGGACCACUCGAUCCUGCAGGCGGUGGUGAGCGUGGACAUGCUGGUGCUCUUCGCGGCGGCCAUGUGCGGCGUGGGCGGGACGCUGACGGCGAUCGACAACAUGGGCCAGAUCGGGCAGUCCCUGGGGUACCCGUCCCGGAGCACCAACACCUUCGUCUCCCUCAUCAGCAUCUGGAACUACGCCGGCCGCGUGACCGCCGGCUACGCCUCGGAGGCCGUCCUGACCCGGCACCGCGUGCCCCGGCCGCUCCUCCUCACGCUCGUCCUCCUCCUCGCCUGCGCGGGGCACCUGCUCAUCGCCUCCGGCGCGCCGCGCUCGCUCUACGCCGCCUCCGUCGUGGUCGGGUUCUGCUUCGGUGCGCAGUGGCCGCUGGUGUUCGCCGUCAUCUCGGAGGUGUUCGGGCUCAAGCGCUACUCGACGCUGCACAACUUCGGCGGCAUGGCGAGCCCCGUGGGGGCCUACCUGCUCAACGUCCGCGUGGCCGGGCGGCUCUACGACGCCGAGGCCGCGCGGCAGCGGGGCGCCGGCGGAGGAGGAGGAGGGGUGUGCCUGGGCGUGGAGUGCUUCCGGCGGUCGUUCCUGAUCAUCGCGGCGGCGACGGCGCUCGGCGCGGUGGUGUCGCUGGUGCUGGUGUGGCGGACGUGGGGGUUCUACAGGGGCGAUAUCUACGCGAGGUUCCGGGACGGCGGCGACGGCGCCGCCGCCGGCGACCGCCUGCCGGUGGGGCAGCCGCCGCGGCCGGAAGCGGAGGGGGAGGAGGCGGCGGCGGCGGCGGCUGUCAAGUAGCGAAAGGCCAGCUCGGAUGUUUGACUCAGUCAAAGACGACGACGCGGCUGCCUGCUCCACCACUGGCGGGGUUUGACUGUUUGACUCUCUGGUCUCCGAUUCCCACGGCGACGGCUGCUCGCGUGGGAGCUGGUAAGUACGACGGCUGCAGUGAGCAGGGACAGGUGGGGCCCCUGUGAGGAUGGCAGGUGGGCCAGUGUAGAAUUUUAACCGCGCCUAGUCCAUCGCUCGUAAGGAUGACAAGUGGGCCCUGUAGAUACAUAUAUAGUACACUUUAUUAUAUAAUAGUCGCACAUUGGUACCAAUAAUAUAAAUUUUACUCAGAUCUAUAUAAAACUAUUAAUUUUGUGCUCUUAAUUUCGUGUAAAAUCGUGUUUGUGACCACGCGAGGUAUGAAUUAUCUAGGUUUUAGUUGGAAUUCUGAUUGAUUCA